Rhipicephalus sanguineus (brown dog tick) is the source of this 577-nucleotide messenger RNA. RefSeq lists its product as uncharacterized. The coding region runs from base 39 to 413 and encodes 124 amino acids. The transcript is spliced from 3 exons. The record is from RefSeq and is a predicted model, not a curated record. NCBI's taxonomy places the organism in Eukaryota, Metazoa, Arthropoda, Arachnida, Ixodida, Ixodidae.
ACGUCUUCUCAAUACUGUGCGAUUUAUGCUGCACCAGCAUGUGGAUCUCUUGGAACAAGCUUUGUGAAAGCGUGUCGUCAACCACAAUGUCGCACCUUAAAGUUCUUACAAGUGAGCCAUUCAGCGAGAUGAAGCAGCUGCUGGACUUUGAUGAAGCCCUGAAUAACAAGAAGAAGGAGAUUUUAGUCCACGAAUUCUCAAAGCUUGGUGGUACCGAUGCAAGAUGGGCAACGAAGAGGAUCAUGGCGUACUGCAUGGAUGAUAGUGUCACAUCACAGUUGUCAUGGGCAGGACGUAAAGGAAAGCAGAGUUUCUGUGAGAUGAAGAUUGCAAAGGCAGUUGCAGAUGCGGUGGGUCUACUGCCAGAUGCGACGGCGGCGACAGUUGAGGCGAAUAUAAAAUCGUGGCUGUGACAUGCACUUGAGUGUUGGGCAGCAAAGAUGGCAAAGAACCGUCCUGGGCCAGACGCUGAGCACCACACUACGGAAAGUGAAGAGGCUUAACUACGUCCUGGGCCAGACACUGAGCACCACACAAAGUGAAGAAGCUCAACUACGUGCACAGAAAUGUGUGACGC